Molecule: messenger RNA, 594 nt
Organism: Chlorella variabilis
Lineage: Eukaryota; Viridiplantae; Chlorophyta; Trebouxiophyceae; Chlorellales; Chlorellaceae
Product: expressed protein
Exons: 4
Coding region: 1-594 (197 amino acids)
Molecular function (GO): DNA binding
Source: RefSeq, a predicted model, not a curated record
AUGGAAAUCAUCCCCGCCUCGUGCCUCCAGGGCAGCGGCCUGGUGCUGCCGGCCGAGUUCAGGGACGAGGUGGUGAAGGAUUCGGGCGCCUACACCCUGCAGAACUCGCAGGGCAAGCAGUGGCCGUGCACCAUCACCCGCAAGACGCAGGGCGGGCACGAGCGCGCCGACAUCACCGGCGGGUGGCGCCCCUUUGCCAGCGCCAACGCCUUCCAGGCGGGGGACGAGAUACUGGUGAAGAGCCUGGGCAACCGCCCGUCCCGGCUGCAGAUUACCAAGACCGGCCGCACCGGCACGCCCAAGGGCACGCCCAGGGCCGCCAAGACGCCCGCCAAGACGCCCGCCAAGACCCCCAGGAGCAGGUCGGCGGGCAAGCCCAAGUCGGCCAGCAAGACGCCCGCCUCUGGUGGCGUGGCCAAGCGCCGCGGCAGCAGCAGCACGGGCCGCAGGCGGCAGGCGGCGGCGGUGGUGGCGGCGGCGGAGCCGGAGGGGCCAGAGGAGGCCGAGGUGCCGGCGGGGCGCCUGCCGCCGUAUGUGCCGCCUGCGGGCGAGUACAUGCAGCCCAUCUGGCCCACCUGGUGCUCCAUCAUGUGA